CUUUUACCUCUGAAUGAAAUCCCACCUAAGGCAGUCGCAGGCAUCACCUCUGACACAGGGUGGAGCAGACAGUUGUCAGAAACAUAACCUUCUAGACCUUUAAGGAGAAAGCUGCCGGCUUUGUCCUCUUGGGGCCUCUACAUGUUCUGAGAGUCAGAGGGGGUGCAGGUACAGAAUCCAGGUCCCCGUGGGGGCUGGCAGGGGACAGCUGCACAUUCUCCACCCCCUGGCAGGGCUCAACCUUUCCUUAGAGAUGGGCUGUGAAAGUUGUCUGCCUUGAGGUAAGGAACUCCUGACGUCACACAGCAGUGGUGCUUCCGCCUACCCCGUCCCCAAAGAGCCUGCACACUGAUGGGGGAGGCACAGCCAUGGAGGAGAACCAGAGUCUCGUGGGGAGGCACAGUCCUCAGGAGCCCCCAGGCUGAUAGGGGAAACAAAACACACAAGAAACCCCAAACUUUCAAGGUUCUGGGGCAGGCACCGGGGUCCAGGUGGCAAGGAGACAAGAUCCAGCCCUGUGCAAUGGUGAGGAGGCCCCUGGGGCUGCUGUGGUCGGCCUGGAAUGUCAGGCUGUGAGCUCAGCCCUCUCGGCCUGCGUGUGUCGGGCUGUCAGCAGGGCCGGCGCACGGGAGAAGAUUUCCAGCCCCCUCUGGGCCAUGGAGAGGCCUAAAUUUAGCUAGUAGACAAGGGGCUGGCCCCAAGCCCAGGGACAGUCGGCCUUAUAAAGCGGCCGCAGUCGGGGCUCGGCACGCUCCCCCAGAGGCCUGUGCCCACACCCUCUCCUGUCCAGCCCUUGCCCGCCUGGGCAGGGCCCGGCGCCGCCCGUGGAUGAGCCACAGGACCUCUUCCACCUUCCGAGCGGAGAGAAGUUUCCAUUCCUCCUCCUCUUCCUCGUCCUCUUCCACCUCUUCCUCGGCCUCCCGUGCCCUCCCGGCCCAGGACCCACCCAUGGAGAAGGCCCUGAGCAUGUUUUCCGAUGACUUUGGCAGCUUCAUGCGGCCCCACUCGGAGCCCCUGGCCUUCCCAGCCCGCCCCGGGGCGCCAGGCAACAUCAAGACCCUUGGAGACGCCUAUGAGUUUGCAGUGGAUGUGAGGGACUUCUCGCCUGAAGACAUCAUUGUCACCACCUCCAACAACCACAUCGAGGUGCGAGCUGAGAAGCUGGCGGCUGAUGGCACUGUCAUGAACACCUUCGCUCACAAGUGCCAGCUGCCGGAGGACGUGGACCCGACGUCAGUGACCUCAGCUCUGCGGGAGGACGGCAGCCUCACCAUCCGGGCACGGCGUCACCCGCAUACAGAACACGUCCAGCAGACCUUCCGGACAGAGAUCAAAAUCUGAGGGCCUCUCCCUUCCCUUUCCCUGUCCCCCUGCCCCACGCCUGCCAGCAAAGCCUUCCUAACCCCAUUACAACAGCCCCAGGACAUCUCAGCCCAGGUUCCAGCCCCGAUGCUCCCCAGACCCCAGGUGGACCAUCCUCCCAAACUAGGGCCCUCUACUCUACCCAGAGCAGGCCAGGGACUCCCUGGCCUGCCCAGAUUUCAGAUAUGGCCUCCCCCACUUAAUCCAGAGUACAGGGGCUGGGAUUGGGGAAGGAAGAUCUAAAGAACCCGUGGUGGGUAAGGGGAAUGGGACCAGCAGGACACCUGGGCAAGCUCUGCAGGACAGACAGACAGAAAAACCCUCUGAUCUAUGAAGUCUCUGCAGGGCAAGGGGACCAGGGACCUGGAACUCCCUUGGCCAAGGGAAGUGGGAGAGACAGAGGGAAGGUCACAGGCAGGGGUGCCUAUCUAAGUGGAACUAACGCCCGAGGGCUUAGCAAGGCCAAGAGGAGACAGUCGUGCUGGUAAACUUCCCCUCUGCCAGCCUCCAAGCCCCACACCAGCGAGCAGGCUGCCUGCCCACCCUGUGCCCCCAGCCAGCUGGCUGUGCCAGGGCAGAGCCACGCCACAUCUGUAUAUAGAUGGGGUUUUUCCAAUACAGCUGGUUCGUGAUAAACUGCAUGAAAGUCCUGCCGUCCCAUGCGUGCUGGGGCCUCCAGGCAAGGCCACGUGGGGUUGGGGGCGGGGCUGGUCCUUCUCCCUCCCACAGGCCUGUGUUCCUGCGGCUGCUCCCAUGCAGACAGGGUGUCAACAGCUGCUCUCAAUUCCCCAUCUCUGGGCACUGAGGAGUAUUUCCCCUCAUUCUACCUAACAGAGAUGAAAGCCAGGGCAUGGAUGGAGUUUUGGGUCCUCAAGGUUGGACCCCAGCUUCUUGCCACUUUCCCCUCCAAUUAGUCGCCUCCCCAUCCAUCCCCCUCUUUAAUCUAUGAAUCUAUAGCCUCGGUGUGUGUAACACACACACACACAAACCUAUCGUCCUUCGAAUACUCAGCAUUACCAUUGGUUGAGGCCAAAUUCAGAGCUUUCUCAAAUCAGAUUUACAAUCUCCAUUUUCAUCAAUGGGGAAACAACGCUGAGCCACUGAGUGCCCGACUUCGUCGCUGAAGGUUAGAUCUGAACCCAGGGUGUCAACAGCUGCUCUCAAUUCCCCAUCUCUGGGCACUGAGGAGUAUUUCCCCUCAUUCUACCUCUCUAGGGCUAUGCACCCCUCCCCACAUCUUCCAGCUGGGGGAUGGGGGGAGUCAUAGGAAAAGCCCCCAUCUCCCAUCUGGUAUAGGGAUAUUCCAUCAGCCUUAACCCUGGGGAAUGCCUGCUGCCCCCGGUGACUCUUGGCUUCAUCUCCCACAUACAGAAGCAGGGUGGAGGGGAGGGGUGAGGAGUGGGUCUCAGUUAGCAGCAGUCCCCAGGGCAAGUGGCAAGCCAGCCUCCUCCCUCCAUGCCUCUCUGAUCAGUGUGCCUUAGGGUGGCCUCUCACUCCCACCACUCUGGGCCCCUUGGGGGAGGACUGGGGAGGGGUCUGUGGGAGAGCCCUGACGCUGGAACCUGUAUACACAAUAAAGGACAGUCUCACAGACUUCUG
Messenger RNA from Rhinopithecus roxellana (golden snub-nosed monkey), 2961 nucleotides. RefSeq names its product heat shock protein family B (small) member 7 (gene HSPB7). Gene Ontology annotation, biological process: heart development. Gene Ontology annotation, cellular component: cytoplasm; nucleus. The record is from RefSeq and is a predicted model, not a curated record. Lineage: Eukaryota; Metazoa; Chordata; Mammalia; Primates; Cercopithecidae. The transcript is spliced from 3 exons. The coding region runs from base 829 to 1341 and encodes 170 amino acids.